This is a messenger RNA of Polyodon spathula (Mississippi paddlefish), 2939 nucleotides long. Its product is annotated as coronin-2A-like. The record is from RefSeq and is a predicted model, not a curated record. The transcript is spliced from 12 exons. Gene Ontology annotation, biological process: actin filament organization. NCBI's taxonomy places the organism in Eukaryota, Metazoa, Chordata, Actinopteri, Acipenseriformes, Polyodontidae. The coding region runs from base 1056 to 2627 and encodes 523 amino acids. Gene Ontology annotation, molecular function: actin filament binding.
UUGUUUCAUUAAGUAUUUCUAAAUACACUUGUUGGCAACUUUAUUUGACCACCAAACCACCAUUUGCAUUGGACCCCCAAUGAAACUAUUAUAAUUACUGUACUUGCAAACUAAGCUGUGGGUCUUAAUACAGUGGCCAAUGAGACUGUUCGUUUAAUUCAAGAACAUCUGUGUCGCAAUUGAAGUGGGUUUAUCAGUCUGCUGCCCAUUUGUAGGGAGUACACCAAAUCCUUCUCUGUAUUAAAUAAAGGGACACACGGUUUAUUCUCCUGAGCACAACAUCUCGGCAGAAUAAAAACAGUUCCUCUGAGAAUGUUUACACUGUAAAUUAUUAUGGGUUAUUGGCCAGUAAUAAUUUAGCAUGGCUGUUGCUGGGACACUAAUUAUUUUCAUCAAGGAUAAUUAGCAUGUUAACAAUAUAGUCAAAUUAUUUGAGUUUUAAUAAACUUGGUCUGCCAUUCUAAGAGCUGUGGAUUUGUAUAAGUACAAAGCUUUUGAGAGUACUUGCUGAAAUCUCUUCAUUUCCUGGAAAAGCAAGCAAAAAGCACACAUUUCUGUGAGAAACAAACAGCUAUGACACAUUCAAAUAAUUGGAUCCAUGGUAGAGUAGAACUGUGGCACCUGAGAAGCAGUCAUGUUAGAAAUGACUGCACAACAAACAAACAGAAUGCACUCUUUAGUAACAUUAGAAAAUGCCUGCCUGGUAUUUGGAGCGAGUGCUGGGCUAGGCACCACCCAGCUACACACCAACACACACACACACACACACACACACACACACACACACACCAGUGCACGUACACACACACAAACACAGCCUCCCUUGCAAAUCCUCAUUGCACUGUGCAUUACUAUGCUCUGUGCUUACAGAGUGAGGACUUUACGGUCUCCCGGUGGGUAUAAGGGGGGAGCUUGCAGACUGCUCUGAGAAACUGUUUACGUUAUUGCAUCAACCUUAUCAGCCAGGAAGGUUAAAGUGAAUGAAGAGAGACUGGUAAACAUUGGAUUGAACUGGUUAAUUCUCCUCCCAUUUCACUUCGCCUUAAGCAGGAAGGAUGUCAUGGCGGCCUCAGUAUCGCAGCUCCAAGUUCCGCCAUGUUUUUGGUAAGCCAGCUAACAAGGAGAACUGCUAUGAUGGGGUGCCCAUCACCAAGAGCGUUCAUGACAACCAUUUUUGCGCCGUAAACCCCAGGUUCAUAGCUGUGGUCACCGAGUGUGCAGGAGGUGGAGCUUUCCUCAUCAUACCAAUUCACCAGACCGGAAAGAUCGACCCUCAUCACCCGCGGGUCUGCGGCCACAGAGGAAAUGUUCUGGACAUUAAGUGGAACCCAUUUGAUGACUUCUCCAUAGCUUCGGGCUCGGAGGAUUCAACUGUGAAAAUCUGGGAUAUUCCUAAACAUGGGAUGAUGAAGAACAUCACAAUGGCCAAGAAGGAGCUUCAGGGGCAUUCCCGGAGAGUGGGGCUCAUUGAGUGGCACCCAACUGCUGGCAAUGUCCUCUUCAGUGCCGGAUAUGACUACAAGAUCAUGGUGUGGAACUUAGAUACUCAAGACCAGGUCAUCAAGAAUCCUGUGAGAACAUUUAGCGUGCAUGGUGAUGUGGUCCUCUCCAUGUCAUUUAACACGGACGGUAGCCUCCUAGCAACAUCCUGCAAGGACAAGAAACUAAAAGUUAUUGACUCACUCACAGGUGUUGUUUUGCAGGAAGCCAACUGCAAGUCCCAUAAAGCAAGCAAGGUAGUGUUUCUGGGCAACCUGAAAAAGCUUGUAUCAACAGGAACGUCAAGGUGGAAUAACAGGCAAAUUGCACUGUGGGAUCAGGAUGACCUGUCCGUGCCUUUGCUGGAGGUGGACCUGGACGGCUCUUCGGGGGUCCCGUUCCCCUUCUAUGACCCUGAUACCCACAUGCUGUACGUGGCUGGAAAGGGAGAUGGCAACAUUCGGUACUAUGAAAUCAGCUUUGAGAAGCCUUACCUACAAUUCCUAGCAGAGUACCGCUCAUACUUACCUCAGAAAGGAAUGGGAAUCAUGCCAAAGAGAGGUCUGGAUGUCUCCUCCUGUGAGGUCUUCAGGUUUUAUAAACUAGUGACAACCAAAAGCAUUAUUGAGCCAGUCUCCAUGAUCGUACCGCGACGGUCUGAGUCGUACCAGGAGGAUAUCUACCCAAUGACUGCUGGAUCUGAGCCAGCAAUGACAGCACAGGAGUGGUUCAAAGGGGUCCAUAAAGAUCCUGUAUUGAUGUCCCUGAAACCUGGCAGCAAAAACUCCCAGUCCAUUCCACUGGUAACUGCCAGGGAACCACUGAGCCUCCUCGAACCAAAAAGGUUUCAGAACCGCAUCGAGCAGUUGGAGGUGGCAGCGAUCCAGGAGAGGCUGGAGCAGAAGGGGACGAAAGAGCAGAAGAGGCUGGAGGACAAGGUUCAGGACAAGACCCGGCCUGCCUUCUCCAAUGGUUGUGACCUGUCGGAAUGUGCACCACCAAAAACCGAAAACGAGCUGCUGCAGAUGUUUUACCGGCAACAGGAAGAAAUCCGACGGCUGAGAGAACUGUUAGCUCAGAGAGACGUCCGAGUGAGACAGCUGGAGCUGGAGAUCAAAAACAUCCGGAACUGCUCGGGGAGCUACUGAGAGAAAGGGACCCAAAUCCUGAAGCCACUGUAAAGCAGUUCAAGAAAAACAAACCAGGCUUGACUUCACAUGCUGUUUGUAUAAUUAUAUAUUUUAUAUUGCAAAAGAAAAAAAUAGAUUUUAAGCGGUACCUUUGGUAUAUUGUGCACUUUUUCUUUUUUUUUUUUUUUUUUAAACUUGUUUUACAAUGUAUAUUUUCUAAUUCUUAAUCAUUUCUAUGGUUUACACAGCUAUUGUGUGAAAUUUUACAGUACUUUACAGACUUUGUCCUCCACAAGCUUGGGUCAGUUUUUUUUUUUAUUACUUUUUUUU